CUCUCUCUGUGGAAGAUGUUAUGAAAACCGUGCACUCGUAAAGAUGUAGUUUACAAAAUGCCUGCUGUUUAUUUCCAAGUUUUCGGCUACUGAGGGAUUGCAGUAGGAGCUGUAGUUGACGGUAUGUUGAUUUAGCGCCAAGAUUUGUUCCUUAUAGAGUGUUUUUAGCUGUUUUACUGUGCUGGAUGUUACCGCAUCCUCAGUGCUGGAACAGGGAGCCAUAAUUGAGGCUAAAUCUCACCUCAUGAGUGUGAUUCAGUCAGUCUUCAGGCUCUUGUGUGUCCUGGUCCUGCUCCUGACCACAACUGCUUCUGGUCUUCAUGGAUGUAACAACACACUGAGCCAUGAGUACUGUGUGCUGGGAGCUGGACCCGCAGGCCUCCAGAUGGGCUACUUUCUGUCCAGGAGCCAGAGAGAUUAUAUCAUUCUGGAGAGAAACGCAGGACCAGGCAGCUUUUUCAACAUAUAUCCUCGCCACAGAAAACUCAUCAGCAUUAACAAAAUACACACAGGGAGGCGGAACAAGGAAUUCAAUCUGCGUCAUGAUUGGAACUCCCUGCUGAGUGACAGACCCGACCUCCUGUUUCAGCGAAUCAGCCAAGAGCUUUACCCCAGUGCUGAUGACUUCCCACGUUACCUCUCUGUGUUUGAGAAGGAGCUGGGACUGAAGGUUAUAUAUGGCGCUGAUGUAGGCAGAAUCAAAGCAUCAGAUUUUAAUGGACACCAAGGCUACGUUCUGACUGAUCAAAAUGGUCUCAGUUAUGAGUGCAGGGUCCUGUUAGUGUCCACUGGCCUUUGGGUUCCUCAGCAGGUGGGGUUUCGUGGCUCUGACCUGGUGGAGGGUUACGAGUCGAUUCCCACUGAUCCUGAGGAGUUUAAAGACCAGGCAGUGUUAAUCCUUGGCAAAGGAAACUCUGCCUUUGAGACGGCACAAAGCAUCUUGGGUAGAGCAAGUCGGAUUCACUUGUAUAGUCCAAGCCCAGUUCGACUCGCAUGGCAGACACACUACGUUGGGGAUCUCCGAGCAGUGAAUAAUGAACUAUUAGACACCUACCAGCUGAAAUCUCUGGAUGGCUUAGUAGAGGGCAGACUGGAGGAUAUUGCCAUCGUUCGUAGGGAAAAAAAUGGGAAGAGAAGAGCGGCAAAGAAAAGAAAUCCAACAUCGACAAAGAAAAAUGAGUCACUGUAUUUAACUCUUACUGAACUUCUCGAUGACCACAAUGGUACCAACAAGGUCACUGGUCAAAAUCUGCCUGGUUAUCACACCGAUAACUUCUCACUCAGACAGCCGUAUGACAGAGUGAUCCGCUGCCUGGGCUUCCGUUUCAACUUCUCCAUUUUUGAUGGAUCUGCACGUCCGCCCCAAAGCAGCGGUGCCCGAGGUCGGUUGCCAGGAGUAACAGCUUGGUAUGAAGGCAGAGGAACACCCAACAUGUUUGUUUUGGGCACAGCUGCCCACUCCAGAGACUAUCGCAUGUCUGCUGGUGGGUUUAUUCAUGGAUUUCGCUAUACUGUGCGGGCUGUUUAUAAAUUCCUGGAGCAGCGUUAUCAUAACAUUGCAUGGCCCACUACAAACUUACCCAUCAGUCAGCUGCAGUCCUGGAUACUGAGGAGGGUGAAUGAAGCUUCUGGAACUUACCAGAUGUUUGGGGUUCUUGGGGACAUUAUUUUACUGCAAGGGUCUCACUGCAAGUAUCUGGAGGAGUUUCCUCUACAGGCCCUGCCCCAGCUGUCAGCUUUGUCUGGACAUUCCGUCUCAGAUCAUGGUCUUCUGGUCUUGGUCAUGCAGUAUGGACUGAACCAGACUGAUACUCUUGGUCCGGGUCGGGCUGAGUCAGAAUGGACCAAAGCCUGGAAGUCCAACUUCCUCCAUCCGGUCUUGUACUACUACAAAACACUACCUACAGAUAAAGAUAUGAGGCAGCGUCCUGUUGGCUGGCCACUACCAAGACCUGAGGCCGUUCAUCACAUGGUGGAGGACUUCCUGACUGAAUGGGAUCAACCGAUAUCUCACAGCCAACCUCUUAGACGCUUCCUCGAGCACUGCCUUCAGACUGACCUCAGGGCCUUUUAUGCUGAAUCCUGCUUCCUUCUGUCCCUCACCAGUGGUAAUCCCCCCCUCUUCUGCCACCAAGGGUACUUGAGAAAGCAAGGCAUCGUAGGAAACCGUCACCUAUGGCAACAUGCCCGUGAGGCAGGACUCAUGGCAGAUGCUGCACUCAGCGAAGACGCAUCAGUUACUGAGUAUCUGAAUCACGCUGGCGCUGCAGUCAUUUCAACAGUGAACUUUGACCUUUGAGGGGCAUUAACAAGAACGGUACCAAAGACUCAACACAUUUUAGUUUGUCUACCUCCCACUUUUCAUGGAAUAAUUGUACAUUUUCAUAGAAAUGUCCCACAUGCAGCAUGCUGAGACUUUGAUCAGACAUAAUGAGUAUUGCUUGCCAUAGAUUUUAUAAGCCAAAUAUAGCAGCGUUUUAUAUGAGAUGAUUUUGGUGUUUUAUUAUAAUGCGUAACUUAUUUUUAAUACUGUUGUUAAAGUUUAAACAGGAAAGUAUUUUCAUGGGUCGACACACACAUGAACAUUUAUUUAUAACUACAAUAAACACA
Messenger RNA from Danio aesculapii, 2610 nucleotides. RefSeq names its product FAD-dependent oxidoreductase domain containing 2 (gene foxred2). Gene Ontology annotation, molecular function: monooxygenase activity; flavin adenine dinucleotide binding. NCBI's taxonomy places the organism in Eukaryota, Metazoa, Chordata, Actinopteri, Cypriniformes, Danionidae. The record is from RefSeq and is a predicted model, not a curated record. Bases 245 to 2299 code for a protein of 684 amino acids. The transcript is spliced from 10 exons.